Durusdinium trenchii is the source of this 1056-nucleotide messenger RNA. The record is from the annotation of a GenBank genome assembly. NCBI's taxonomy places the organism in Eukaryota, Dinophyceae, Suessiales, Symbiodiniaceae.
AUGGCCUGGGGUGGAGAAGAUCUCGUGCCCGAGCUCUUGCCGCCGGGCUCUCCUGAGGCCAAGCAUGACAAGGAGGCGGCAGAAGGGCAGAUGAACAGCUGUGAGACAGUGCUGAACCUGGCCAACACCAUGAUGGGCAGCGGCGUGCUGGCCGUGCCCUUUGCUUUCAGCCUCACCAAUGGCUGGGCCGUCUCCCUGCUGCUGCUGGUGGUGCUUCUCACCGCCUUCACGGCCUGUCUCAUUGGCGAGAAGCUGAUGAUGUCGAGAUGCAGCCACAUCGGGGGUGGGCAGCAACCAAGCACCAGGGACUAUACCUUUUUGGCUGAAGUCUCCUUUGGCCAAGCUGGUAAAUGCGUGGUGGCGGUGAUCACUGCAUUGGAGGUCUGGCUCGCAGCGGUGACCUUCCUCGUGAUGAAUGGUAGCAACAUCCAGGGCCUAUUAGGCAUGAACGAGGUGCAGGCGGUGCUCGUUUGCACGUUCGUCUCCACGGUGAUGAUCUUCAUCCCCCUCCGCAUCUAUGCCUAUGUCUCCUUGGCAUCUUUGGUCGCUCUUUUGAUUGCCAGCUUGUGCUUCUUGGGGGAUUUGGGCACUGGUGGACCUUGGAGCUUCCCCGCGCCGCAGCUAGAACCCAACUUGGGCAACCUGUGCCGGGCGUAUGGGCUCUUCAUUUUUUGCUUCGCGGGCCAUCCAUGCCUGCCUGCACUACAUGAAGGCAUGCAGCAGAUGGAUCAGUGGAGCUCCUGUGUGUUGUGGUCCUUCGGAAUCGCGGCAGUCUACUAUUUGCUCCUGGGCCUAGCGGCUUUCCUGGCACAUGGCGACACACUCCACCCAGUUUUCACACAGGACAUGAAUGUUGGUUGGCUGAAACAUGUGGCGGCUGCCUUCUUUGCAGUGAAAAUCCAAUUCACCACGCCGGUCUUGAUGCGCGUGGUCCUGCAGUCCAUGCAGAUUUGGCCCGAAGGCCCUCACGUCAAGGACCGGUUCGGCCUUCACCGGCCUCCCGGUGGCUUCGGUGAUUCUGCUCACCGGAAGCUCCGCGUGCUUCCUGGCCGGUGA